Molecule: messenger RNA, 2496 nt
Organism: Diaporthe citri
Lineage: Eukaryota; Fungi; Ascomycota; Sordariomycetes; Diaporthales; Diaporthaceae
Exons: 2
Coding region: 1-2496 (831 amino acids)
Biological process (GO): SNARE complex disassembly; Golgi to plasma membrane protein transport; intra-Golgi vesicle-mediated transport
Cellular component (GO): Golgi stack
Molecular function (GO): ATP hydrolysis activity; ATP binding
Source: RefSeq, a predicted model, not a curated record
AUGAGCAGACUUCCCCCCGGCGGUGGCCUUCCAGAGAAGGACCCCCGUUAUGGAUAUGGAAGAGCACCUCAACCACACCCCCAACCACGCCCAAUGCGAUCGUCAGGCCAGGAUCCUUAUGCUCAGGCCCCGCCUCGCCCCCAGCCCACCGGCAACCAGUACCCAAGUGGACGGCGUAACAAACUCGCUUUGACCGUCAAUGACCAGAAGGCAAUCGAGAACAAGUAUCUUGAGGGUUACCACAAAAGCAACAUAGCUGCUGUCAACGCCCAAGAUUGGGGCCUGGGCGACGGCGAGACCGCCUAUCUCAAGGUAAAUAACCGGGGUCGUGAGUAUGUCAUCACGGUCAGGCCGUUCCCCCUCGUCGAACCGGGCGGCAUCUGGUUCGGCGAACCCCACCGCAACACCUUGGGGGUGGCACUCAACGACAGAGUGGAGGCAGAGACAUUCGAUCCUAUCGAGCUUGGUCCAAAGGGGUACCUGGGCUCAGUGGAUGUUACGAUCACGUUCGCCUCCAUCAAGAGUAUGCCCGCGACCCCAUUCAGACAUGAAGACCUCCAGGCUCUCUUCAUCAGCAAAUUUCAGGGCCAAAUCCUCGCCCCUGGUCAGCAACUGAUCUUCCGUAUUGUUAACGAUCAGGUUCCCUUGCGGGCCGUUGUAAAGGGAGUUACCUUGGUCGACAAGCCCGUUGACAACUCCCGCAAGGCAGGCCAGGCAAAUGAUCUCUUGGCCCCCACCGAUGAAAACCCUCUCACAAGAGGUCUCCUUGGUGAAUCUACCCAUGUCUUCUUGCAAAAGGGAGCGCCUGCCACAGACAAAAUGAUCCCCAUCAAUAUAACAGGCGCGCCGAGACGUGGUGCGAAUGCCGUUGUGCGACCUGAUUUCAAUUUUGCGAGCUUGGGUAUCGGCGGUCUGGAUGAUGAAUUCGCCACUGUCUUUCGCCGAGCUUUUGCCUCCCGAAUAUUCCCACCAUCUGUGAUUGACCAGCUAGGCCUACUGCACGUCAAGGGAAUCCUUCUCUACGGUCCCCCAGGGACGGGCAAGACCUUGAUUGCGCGCCAGAUUGGAAAGAUGCUACAAGCUAAGGAGCCUAAGGUCAUCAACGGCCCUGAGGUCUUGAACAAGUUUGUCGGCCAGUCCGAGGAGAACAUCAGGAAGCUGUUCGCAGACGCGGAAAAGGAAUACAAGGAAAAGGGCGAUGACAGCGAGCUCCACGUCAUUAUUUUCGACGAGCUGGAUGCUGUUUGCAAACAACGAGGCUCGGGCGCUGGUGGCGGCACGGGCGUUGGCGACAGCGUGGUGAACCAGUUGCUCAGCAAGCUGGAUGGUGUAGACCAGCUGAACAAUAUCCUGCUCAUCGGCAUGACAAACAGGAAGGACAUGAUCGAUGACGCGCUUCUGCGACCUGGUCGUCUCGAGGUGCAAGUCGAGAUCAGCCUCCCCGACGAGAAAGGUCGACAACAGAUUCUGGCAAUCCACACCAGAAAGAUGAAGGAAAACGGGAGGCUCGCAGCAGACGUGGAUUUGAUAGAGCUCGCCGGUCUGACCAAGAACUUCUCCGGUGCCGAGAUCAACGGUCUGUGCAAAAGCGCGGCAUCAUUCGCCUUCAGCAGACACACAAAAGCAGGCACCAUGGCCGGUAUCUCAAGCGAUGCGGCAGAUCUCGUCAUCACACAGCAGGAUUUCAUAGGCGCCCUCUCUGAAGUCACGCCAGCAUUCGGUGUAUCUGAGGACGAGCUCACCAAGUCCAUGAUCUAUGGCAUCAUAAGAUUCUCGCCCAACAUCGAAAGGAUCAUCCAGUCCUGUUUGAUCUAUGUGGACGGCCUCCGGAGCAACGCCACCAAGUCGCCAAACGUCUCCCUGCUGUUCCACGGCCCGAGCGGGAGCGGAAAGACAUCGCUUGCUGCAAGCAUCGCGCAGAUGUCCGACUUCCCCUUUAUCAAGGUCAUCUCCCCUGAGCUGCUUGUCAGUUACCGAAGCGAGAACGCCAAGAGUGACCAAAUCCACAAAUACUUCACGGACGCGUUUAAAUCGCCCUUGAGCAUCUUGAUCGUGGACGACAUCGAAGGCCUUAUCGAGUGGAACCCUGUCGGUCCGCGCAUGUCAAACCUCGUCCUUCAGACCCUCAGGGCACUCCUCCGCACAGUCCCGCCAAAGAACCACCGCCUUCUGGUCAUGGGCACCACGUCUCGGCGCGGCGUGCUGCAGCAGCUCGACUUCACGGACACGGUCUUCGACAAGGAGAUCGCCGUGCCCAGCCUGGGCGGGCUCAACGAGCUGGAGCAGGUGCUGCGCGAGCAGCAGAUCUUCCGCGACGGCGGCUCCUUGAACGAGGCCAUGAACCUCGUCGCCGAGGCCACGCAGGGCUCCAACCAGGUCGGCGUCGGCAUCAAGAACAUCCUCAAGGUCGCCGAGAGCGCCAAGGCACUCGACGAGGACACCAAGGCCAGCUGGUUCGCCGAGGAGAUGCAGGUGCUGAUGUCGAGGGGGUUCUGA